AUGAGUACCUCGUCUCAAUCCGACAGCAUCGCCCCUGCCGCCGACUCCGCCGCCCAAACCGUCAACUCCCUUCUCCUACGCACUUAUGCUCUGCUGCAAACGCCUCUGUCCAUCCUGAAGCUUCACCAGGCUCUCAACGCCGCAGACCAGGCCCUUGCCAUUGCGGCGCACUUGCACCGCUUCGACCUCGAGCCUCGCGCAUACCUGUACCGCGGUCAUGUACUGAGUGCCUGGGGCCGUUGGCGCGAGGCUCACGCCGCAUACGUCCGGGCCGCCAGUGUGAGGGGGGUCGGGUUCGCGGGGACGAACAUCCGGGGCUUGACGAGGGAUUGUCUGACGAUGAUUGAGUUUGAGGAUGUGAGGCGUCGGAACAUGAGGCGCGCUCUGGAGAUUGAUGGCCAAGCAACAAAGGAUGGGUUGAAGAUGGUUCGAUUUAGGGACGAGGAGAGUCUGGUUCUCAAGGCCUUUUAUGAUUAUGAUGAUGACGAUGAUACUAAUGACGACAUUGACGACGAUGAUGAGACGCACUCCGAAGCGAGUCACAGCAGGCUCUAUCUUAUUUUGAACGGCAGCGGAGAAGUUGUCGGUAGCCGGGAGAGUCUGCCUGACUUGAGGAGUGUACGUGGUAGAUCUGUCACCAGAUCGCCAACGCUGUGA
Messenger RNA from Colletotrichum costaricense, 657 nucleotides. RefSeq lists its product as uncharacterized. Lineage: Eukaryota; Fungi; Ascomycota; Sordariomycetes; Glomerellales; Glomerellaceae. Gene Ontology annotation, molecular function: protein binding. The transcript has a single exon. The record is from RefSeq and is a predicted model, not a curated record. Bases 1 to 657 code for a protein of 218 amino acids.